GAAUGCUUUUAUUGGUCCAUAAAAGACUGUAAAUGUUGUCUUCUGCUCCAGUAUACAGUAUACAUACACACAUUCGGCUGCAGAGGCUGAAGCAGAGGGGAGCCACAGUGCAGCGCCCAAUGAGCAAGUCACUUGUUACAGUAUUUAGUCACCAGUGGAGGCUGGAGAAAGGGGGGAUGGCUCAUGGUAAUGGCUGGAACAUGUGUUUUGAUAGGGUUCUGUUCUACCUAUUACAAUGAGCCCAUCCUCUGAUUUUCAAAGUUACUCCAGCCACAUGUUAUCUGGUGCAGGAUGAAGUUGCCUUUUAGAUGCUGAUCUUGGGUCAGUUUUGCAUUUAUUUACAGUCCCUCCUUGUCCACAGGCUGCUUUCACGGUAAGGAAACAAAUACCCAAAUAUGUCAAAAUAUCCGUACUAUCCCUUUAACAGAGAGGCUUCACACAAGUGGACCCAGACGCAUGUAGAACAUUUUGAGCCUGGUGAAAUAUGUUCAUGUGCUAGAGCAUGAAAUGAGAUGGGGAGAGGGUACUGUUGGGUUUGGAUGGCAGAGGGACGAGCAGUGUGGGCGAGUUUGUGUGCAUCUCCUCUUUCCCUCAGUCCCUCACACCUUCUCCACUCCUGGUGUGUAAGUUUCCUCUUUUAUACCCCUCUCUCUCUCUCUCUCCCUCUGGAGCCAUUCGACAGCUCUCCCACCCCCCUUUACCUCCAUCACCACCAUCCUCCUCGCUCCACGCCCCCCUCCCCGCACACCCCUCCUCCUGUGAAGACCCGCUGUCUGCAGGCCGCCGCCGGCGAGUGGCUCGCCCUCGGCCCCCCCUCCUCCGAUAGCCCCAUAUCACCCACGCCGUACCCCAUCCCCACGAGCCCCCUCCCUUUCCUGGAAGCUCAAGAACGGAGGGCCACCCCUCCCGCACCGCCCAAACGAGGGCUCACCCCUCCACCCCGAAAUGCAUCCAGUCGUCUCGCUGCCUCCAUCCCGGCUGUCAAGCAGUGGCUGUUUGACUUAGACUUCUCCCCCUCAGUCCCUCCUUUCUCUCCGCCCCCUCCUCCUGACUCCUCCUCUCCCUCCGCCUCCCCCGUGCUUGACUCCUUGCUGGGAUACCUCGAAGAGAGGGGCCUGAGAGACAGUGAACAGAAUGAACGACUGUCCCUAGCAGGCAGAGGGGGAUUCUUCUGCGCUGAACCCGAGCCGGCGGACACUCCCGCAGGUUUGUUGCCAUGGUACAGGCCAAGUACUCAGCCAGUAUCCCUAGAACUAGAAACAGAACCCCUGUCUCUUCAGCAGCAAGUGGAAGAUCCCUAUGAUCAGUUGUUGUCUAUGUUCCUGGAUCAGCCCAUGUAUGACAAAGACGGGAGGGAGGUUCUCAGGCCGGCCGUGGAACCCCCACACGUGGCACUGACCAACGAAUCACAGAGCAGGGUUAGCCUCGAGAUGGAGUUUCAUAGGCCCGUGACUGCACAGCCCAUGUCCAUCACGCAGGACAGCCAAUCAAAAAGGGUGAAUAGGAGGACGGCAGGUUCUCAGAGGCCGAUGACAUUGUACAUUGAGGAAGAGGAGGAAGCUAUAGGAGGGGAAGAAGAGGAGGAGGAAGAAGAAAGGAACAUUGAUGUAGACUGUGGUACUAUAACUGUCCACAGAGAGGGACUGAAAACAGAGGUAGCGCAUGAUGUGUGGACCAGGUUUCAGACUAAGUUGAAGCAUACGCACAUGCUUGCUAACACCUAACCCGAGCCAAUUCCAAGCAGUUUUACACAGUUUGAUAAUACAUUUAAGAUGUACUUAUUAUAAUUAAAAAUACAUGGUUAACCAGGGCUUGGAUAUAUGGAGGCUUUUCAGUCAUAAAAUGGAAUUGACCCUAAAGCCCUGUAGUUUCACAUCUUGCCUUUUCCGGUCUCAUUUUACUUUGUUAUGCGGAACAAUGCUUCGUUAAUGAACCUACAUUUUGGAAUGGUGAUUCAGCUCGAGGUUUGACGCUGGGUGUGAUUGGUGUCACCUUUUCCUUCCCUUCCCAGGCUGAUGCCCGCUGUCACAGCACUUUGUGCAACCCGGCACAGUUAGAGCCCAUCACCCUCCUCCCUCCCCCGUCUCUCCUCCCUCCUCACCAUCCCCUGCUUUUUACUCUGCCUCACAACCAGCUGAAGCCCUGGCUAUCUCUUCUUCCUCUCCAACACUGUCCCGUCUUUCUCCCCCAAUCCCCCUCUCCUCCUCGCCACAGAUUGUGCCACCCUGCUCUCCUCCCUCCACUUCCCUCAUCUCUCCCGCUUACCUCUCCUCUCCUUCACCCUCCUCUCCACUUCUCACCUCUCCGCCUCCCACCACCUCACCCCUCCCUACCUCCCGCCCAUCCUCUACUCCUCCUCCCCCCACUUCUCCCACCCCUCUUGCUUCCUCCCUUUUGGCCUCACAUCAACCCAUCCCACCCCUGGUCUCCCCUGCUCCCCCCCAUCCCUCUCCUCCGACCUCCCCCAUCCCUGAUGCACAACAGGCGCUCCCUUCCUCCUCUUCUCCUCCUCCUCCUCCUCUCUCUUCCUCUCACUCCCCUCCACUCGUACCCUUUCCAGAGCCCAGGUCCCCUAAGAUCAAGGUAAAAAAAAAGACACUGCAGGUGCUCAUAUUGUGUUACAACAACUUAUAAGAAACGCUAACUCAAAUGAACCCUGACGGACUGUGUGUAUGUGUGUGUUGUGCCCUAAUACAUUUGAUUUACUCACCUGUUGGACCAGUGAAGUGUGUGUGUGUCGCUGUGUGAUAACAAUGCGUAAAUUAGCAGCAUGUUGGACGUCUGGUUGCAGAUGCCCAUAAGCUCAGUGUAUGCCAGUGUUAAUAUGAGAGAGUGCCAGUGUGUGUACCCAGGCUAGCUUCUUUUAGAUGUAUUGUGUGUAGCCUAUAAGAGGUGGUAUAAAUCACCUAUGCUGAAUAAACGGUGUAUGCCUUUGUAUGCAUGGGAAGACCGCCCUUGCCUAAAGCAUGAGUGGCUCAGGAGUUUGCAACCGAAGUGUCUUUGUGUCAAAUGACAACGUAUUCCCUAUAGAAUGCACUAACCUUUACCUUUGUAACAAAAAAUGGCGCAUUAUAUAGGGAAUAGGGUGUCCUUCGGGACAAUACCAGUGAUUCGCUGUGGUCAAAAUGCCUGCUCUUGUUCUUUCUGAAAAUGGAGGCUGACGGCCGUCUGUCUUGUUGUUGUCGCAUUUCUGGUUCUUUCAGCCUCCUUUUAAGCACGACCUCCUCGCGGUCGACGGUAAACCCCCCCGUAGCCCCGUCGCGACCCGAAGGUCCUGUCUGUCGCCUGUUAGAGGUCGAAGGGUAGGGGCGUGACACUAGCAGCUGUGCAUUGUGGGGAAUGUAGUCUUUGUUCUCUAAUAAAUACCCUGUUGGCUACCCCUGGAUUUCAGUGCAUGAUAUUGUUGGACCACAUUGUAGUGCAUUUGUUUCUUCGUGGGGGAUUGAGCAAUGAGAUGGGGUGUGUUUUUGUUAAGGUGUGGAUACGGGGGUUUAUUUGAUUCUGUUCUCAUCUGAAAGGGAAAUGGAGCCAAAAUGAUAAGUGUGACUCUCCAAAGCAGUGGAUUUAUAUCACCAUAUCAACUGUUUGUCACACUGUACUUAUUUCUCUCUCUCCCUCUGUCUCU
Oncorhynchus masou masou (cherry salmon) is the source of this 3625-nucleotide messenger RNA. Its product is annotated as histone-lysine N-methyltransferase 2D-like. The transcript has a single exon. Bases 513 to 1724 code for a protein of 403 amino acids. Lineage: Eukaryota; Metazoa; Chordata; Actinopteri; Salmoniformes; Salmonidae. The record is from RefSeq and is a predicted model, not a curated record.